Gallus gallus (chicken) is the source of this 511-nucleotide messenger RNA. RefSeq names its product chromosome 30 C19orf53 homolog (gene C30H19orf53). The record is from RefSeq and is a predicted model, not a curated record. The transcript has 3 exons. Lineage: Eukaryota; Metazoa; Chordata; Aves; Galliformes; Phasianidae. The coding region runs from base 21 to 425 and encodes 134 amino acids.
GCCAAACCGGAAGUGCUGUCAUGGCGCAAGGGAGACCGAAAGCGGCGGAGAAGAAACCGCGGAGAGCGGCGGCGGCGGAAAGGGGGGGGGCGAAGGGGCCGAGGAAAGGAGGCCGGGUCAUCGCCCCCAAGAAGCUGCGUGUGAUCCAACAGCAGAAGCUGAAGAAGACGUUGGAGGUCGGCAUUCGGCUCCGCAUUGAACGGGAGGUCGCCCUGAAGGCCUCCGCUGCCCUCCCCAAAAAGCUGACGAUGGUGGGGGCCGCCCCUCCGCCCCCCCCCCAAAAAGAAGGGCAAAAAGGCCCCAAAAUGAGACCACCCCCUCCUCCCCCUCUUCCCCCCCCCCCCUCCAUGAGCUGCACUGAGCAGAACCGCAGAACCGCUCUCAGUCUUUGGAUAAUACAAAUGAAUUGGGGGGGGGGGCGGUGAUUACCCCCCCUCAGCCUUCAAUCUUUGGAUAAUAAAAGUAAAGGUGGGGGGGGGGGCAGAUUAUUACCACCCCCCCCUCAACAGGA